AUGUACUCAUACAACAAGUUUGGUUCAAGAGCUUCAACAUCCACAUCAACCAAGAAAUCAUUAUCAUCCUCACAAACGGUCACCACUAAAUCAACAAAGUUAACAUCUUCAGAUAAAGCAAAGAAGGAUGCGAAGGGGGUUUUGCAGCCCAUUGAUUACAACAACCAUUACAUUCAUUCAGGUGAGUACGCUACGAGAUUCAUUCGCAAUGUCAUCAAUCCACUUGAUGGGUAUCCCAAAUUGAAUAAACUACACGAGUUAAAGCGACAACAAGUUGAAAAGCAUGCAACAAAGGCAUUUGGUGUUCGUUGUUCCACUGACAAGAUUGUUCCUACAUUAAAUAAUUGGAUCGAGAAGCAUAACCUCAAAUUUGAUGUGAUAAUGAUUGGUGCUUUAGUCGAUAACCAAUUCAUACUCCCAGUAUUGAACACCUUACCGAUCUACAAGUUGUGUUCAAAGCCUGGGUUCUUAUUUAUAUGGUCAACAACGCAGAAAAUUCAGCAGUUGACUAAAUUGCUCAACAACGACAACUUUAACAAAAAGUUUAGACGAUCAGAGGAACUCAUAUUCUUGCCAAUCAACGACAAGUCACCUUACUAUCCGCAUGUGGCUAAUACAGCCGAAGAGAAGUCGUUGUUCGAAAAACAACAAUGGCAUUGCUGGAUGUGCAUCACCGGUACUGUUAGAAGAUCAACCGACAACGAUUUGAUCCAUUGUAAUAUCGACACCGACUUGCAGAUCGAAAGCCCUUCAACCGUUACAAAACAUGGUCGCAAUGCAUGUCCGGCACAAAUUUACCAAGUCGCUGAAAAUUUCUCCAAUUCCAAUAGAAGAUUGCAUAUAAUUCCAUCGAAAUUGGGUCCUGAGACUCACGUCAAGUUACGGCCUGGGUGGGUUGUACUUGGUCCAGAUGUUUUGAUCAACAACUUUGACCCUGAAACAUACAAUGAUGAAUUGCAUGCUAAAUCGGUCAUCAAGUAUAAACAAAACGUUACUGGUGCAAACACAAGUUUAUCGGCUCAAUUUUUAGUACCUCAAACAAGUGAGAUUGAGGACUUGAGGCCAAAGAGUCCAGUCAUAUCGCCUAAGUAA
Messenger RNA from Lodderomyces margitis, 1092 nucleotides. It is a transcript of the gene KAR4, whose product is annotated as Kar4p. The record is from RefSeq and is a predicted model, not a curated record. Bases 1 to 1092 code for a protein of 363 amino acids. NCBI's taxonomy places the organism in Eukaryota, Fungi, Ascomycota, Pichiomycetes, Serinales, Debaryomycetaceae. Gene Ontology annotation, cellular component: nucleus; RNA N6-methyladenosine methyltransferase complex. Gene Ontology annotation, molecular function: mRNA binding. The transcript has a single exon.